This is a messenger RNA of Colossoma macropomum (tambaqui), 6122 nucleotides long. RefSeq names its product DDHD domain containing 1a (gene ddhd1a). Gene Ontology annotation, molecular function: metal ion binding; glycerophospholipase activity. Gene Ontology annotation, cellular component: cytoplasm. Lineage: Eukaryota; Metazoa; Chordata; Actinopteri; Characiformes; Serrasalmidae. The record is from RefSeq and is a predicted model, not a curated record. The coding region runs from base 533 to 3205 and encodes 890 amino acids. The transcript is spliced from 14 exons.
GGCUUGCGUGCGCCAUGACGUAGGCGGAGGGAUUACGCGCUCGUGCCCGCGCGAGCCGGCGAGCUGUUUGGAAGCGAACGAAAUUCGCGAAUGAAGUCCGACAGACAGCGGGGCAAGAACUCUCAAUGAGGGCAAAUAAAGGGACCGGAGUGGGGCAAAAUCAAGAAAGUUCCGUCAGAGAAGGUUCCAGUGUCACAGCUGUAGGUGGAGGUGGUCACUGCGGGGAGAGAGAGACAGAGAGAGGAAGAGAAGCAGAUUGUCAGUCUGACAGAUUUCAACGGUCGUUAGUUGACGCUGCGUUAAAAAGCGUAUGUUAGCCUGCUAGCAUGGCACGUAUUUUACAUUUUCACACUGAGAUAAGUUUAGUUACAGUGUUACCGCACUGUUGUGAGCUUGAUUGAUAUAGUUUUGUAUGAAUUAUAGGUGCGUAAUGCUACUUAGCGCUUAUGACAACGUACUGUCCAUUAGCGUUCGCAGCUAAAAGGCUGGCUCUCGUCGACGGGAUAGUGAGUAGUGUUGACAUUAGCUAGUAAUGAACAGUUUUACGAGCAAGACCCCUUUCAUCAGCCCGCCGCAGAGUCCUGAGAACAGAGGCUCCUCUCUUGGCAGCAGUGACUGGGACCUUGGCAAUGAUGUGUUCGUCUGCUGCUAUGACGAAUCCAUUGGCAGAGGGAUGCAAGCUGUGCAGGCGGGCGUGGAGAGACACCUGCCGCCGCUUCUGCGUAGUCGCAACCGCGCUGCGGCUACUGCGGACGGCGUGACCCCAGGCCCGGAGGAGCCUUACCCUGGUUUCCCUAGCCGGAGCUCCACUAACGCCGAUUCCGACGCAGCCGUCGCCGCCACCGCCUACCUAACCAACGCCGAUGCCUCCAAUCACCUGCUUUACAGUGAGAGUGACGGGAACGUCAGUCCACUGGAAAGCAGGAAGAGAAACCGCUCCGGAUGCGCUUCUUCCAGGCACCGUUUGGAGGUGGUCACGGAGCUCGGGCCAGAGGAGGUCCGGUGGUUUUAUAAGGAAGACAAGAAGACGUGGAAGCCUUUUGUGGGACACGAUUCUCUCAAGAUCGAGCUCAUGUACCGCAAGUUCUGUGAACUGAGUCCUGUAGAGCUCGAUCAGGAAAGCGCCUCCGCUGCUGGAAGUGAGGAAGCAGACACGACCAAUGUGCUGGGUGAGGUGGGAACAUGUGGGCCAGAGCCGGCCAUGGGGCAAAGCGAAGGGGCCUCGGUGGAGAGACCUGAAUCAGCCGAGGAAAGAGAUGAAGAUAUCAGCAUCAGUGUUGAUGCUGUGUGUGUCAGAGGAGGGCUUUAUCAGGUGGAUGUGAGGGAGAAAGAGUGUUACCCUGUGUACUGGCACCAGCAGGAUCACAUCCCAGUGAUGAGGGGCCAGUGGUUUAUAGAUGGCACAUGGACGCCCAUGGAGGAGGACGAAAGUGACCUCAUUGAGAAAGAGCACCUAACCUGUUUCCGGGGCCAACAGAUGCAGGAUAGUUUUGAGAAUGAUGUAGUGGUCAAGACAGUGGACACCAAAGAUGCUCUCUCCCACUUCCCUCCUUUCUACCUCCCCUUUCUGUUCAAAUGGAGUGGAUAUCAGACGAGUGCUAAAAGUCACAAGCGAAAGCGUUGCCAAGCUAUCCACAGCCUGAAACUGAGUCGGAGCCACGUUGACUGGCACAGCGUUGAUGAGGUGUAUCUGUACAGUGAUGCCACCACCUCAAAGAUCGCCCGCACUGUCACUCAGAAGCUAGGCUUCUCAAAAGCCUCUAGCAGUGGCACCAGACUCCAUCGUGGAUAUGUGGAAGAGGCCUCUCUGGAAGAUAAGCCACCUCAGACAACACACAUUGUCUUUGUGGUGCAUGGCAUUGGACAGAAAAUGGACAAAGAUCGCAUAAUCAAGAACACAGGCAUGUUGCGAGAGGCUGUGAGGAAAAUGGAGGAGAAACACUUCACAGAGCACACGGACGAGCAUGUUGAGUUUUUGCCAGUAGAAUGGCGGUCCAAGCUGGUGCUGGAUGGAGAUACAGUCGAUUCUAUCACCCCAGAUAAGGUGAGAGGGCUGAGAGACCUGUUGAACAGCAGUGCCAUGGACAUCAUGUACUACACCAGUCCUCUCUACAGAGAUGAGAUCACUAAAGGGCUGACCCAGGAACUCAACCGCCUGUACAGGUUGUUCUGCUCUCGGAACCCUGAGUUUGAGGAAAAGGGGGGCAAAGUGUCCAUCAUCUCCCAUUCCCUGGGCUGUGUGAUCGCAUAUGACAUUAUGACGGGCUGGGACCCUGUGCGCUUCUGCCUGCAAGAGCAGCAGGAGCCUGAUGAGGAAGAGCUGCGCUGGAUGAGCUAUGAGGAGCGGCACCUGCUGGAGCAAGUGCACCUUACCCGACAGAGGUUGCGAGAACUGGAGGAUCAGCUUCAGGGUUUGGAGGCUUCUAAACCUCUAGCCCCCCCUGCACUGAAAUUUAAGGUGGAGAACUACUUCUGCAUGGGCUCUCCUCUGGCUGUGUUCUUGGCAUUGCGAGGCAUUCGGCCCGGCAACACUGGAUAUCAGGACCACAUCAUGCCCAAAUCUAUCUGCCAGCGCCUUUUCAACAUUUUCCACCCCACAGACCCAGUGGCCUAUCGACUGGAACCUCUUGUCUUGAAGCACUAUAGCAAUAUUGCACCUGUCCAAAUACACUGGUGUAACACCACUAACCCCACACCAUAUGAUGAAAUGAAACCGACGUUUCUGAACCCAGUGAAGGACCCAGUUUCAGACACAGAGAGCCUCCCUAGCCCCAGCACGUCACCUGUAAUGACCCGGAGACACUAUGGCGAGUCCAUUACCAACCUGGGCAAGGCCAGCAUACUAGGUGCAGCCAGCAUUGGAAAAGGCAUUGGAGGAAUGUUGUUCUCCCGUUUCUCACGCUCCAGUAGCCAACCAUCAGGAGUGGAUUCUGGGCCAGUGGAAGGUGAAGAGAAGAGCCAGUCUGCAUAUGGACUGUCCACCAUGUCCCAGUCUACAUCCACCAUCAUUGACACUGCAGUGGAGAUGGAGCAUCGUAUUGACUUUGAGUUGCGAGAGGGCUUGGUCGAGAGCCGUUACUGGUCUGCGGUCACCUCUCACACAGCCUACUGGACCUCUCAUGAUGUUGCUCUGUUCCUGCUGACCUUCAUUUAUAAAUCACAGAGCUCAUCUCAGACAUCUGAAGACAAUCCUGACCCUGAGUAAUGCCGUGAUAUGUCCACUCGCAGAGCAUGGAAGCACUCAAGCACACGCCUCCUCUCACUUUGCCUCUCAUGCAAAUGCUUCUUUGUCAUACAAAGACUGAUCCCAACUCCCUCUUGCUUCAUGCAGCAAUCCUUCCUAUUAACCCAUUAACUGGGAGAAACACUAGGUGCAUGGCGUAUACUUAUAACUCUAUGAACGUUUUGUAACCGUUGCUGUGCUUUGCUCAGCUUAGGGUGGACUGGACUGUGCAGGACCAGUGUACAAGGUAUUUAUCUCUGCUACCCCUGAUCCUCAGUCCAGCUCACAAAGCUUGCGUAGCACCAGUGACACAGCUUAGUCCAAGGCCUUGUAGUUACAAAGCAGACCCUAACAGAAGCCUGGACCACACUCUCCCAUCAGUGUCUGUUCCUUUUGUCUGGUUCUGUCUACUUUUAAGUUUCAGGACACUUCAAGUUAUUGAUUUUUGAGGAGGAACAGAUAAUGUAUUCACUUAUAAGGACAGUUACAGAGCAAAUAUUCAACGCAACAUUCAGCGUAGGCAUAUUUAUUUAAACAGAUAUAUCUCCUAAAGGUUUUUUUGGAAAGUCUUCUGUGUUCUUUUUUAGAAAAGUACAUCAAGACUAAAACGUUUAUUUUUACUUUAAUAUUCCUGGAGAAUACUGGAUGUCUUUAUUCACUAACUCUGAAACCAGUUGCAAAGUGGAGAAGAAUGAACUUGCCUUGGUGUAACCCAUCAACAAAAAGCAAUGUCCUUUUUCUAUAAAGAGAUAAAUAAUAAUAAGCAUUUUUCGUAUCCGACAGAUGGUGCUGUAGUGAAACAAAAUUUACCAUGGCAUUUUCUUAAGUCCAAGUAGUGCUUAAGGUCUUGUGUAAUUCUGCUUUGCUUGGAGGUUGAAGAGGAAAUUGCUGCUGCCCUGUUUUUUGUAGCCAAAUCUGACCUGUUGCCAACUGCCUACAGUAUGUUGAGUAAUGAAUCACACCAUGUGUUGAUGAAUUAAGCCUACUGUGUGCUGGUGCAUUGUUACUUUGAAGAAUUAGAACUACUAUGUAGCUCUAAUGAGAACCCUCCCCCCUCUUUUCAUUGUACAUAAUCUUUUUAAACCGAGCCAAAUGCAGAGUGGAGUGAAAGGAACUGAUAUUUGCAGAAAUGCUUUAUGCAGUUAAAUAGUCUUUAGGUCAUGUGAGAACAUGUGUAUAGUAUAUAACUGGGUUCAGAGAUUUGUCAGUGCUUUCUCAUGUCUCUUUCCCUCAUGCUGAAAGUGUGAUAUUCAGGCACUAUUUUGUUUACAUUGAAACCCAUAGUAAUAAAAAGAGAUAUAUAUUUUAUAUCUAUUUAGUUGUUGACUGUGGGAUUGAUAGUGAUGCCCCUUCGUCAUUGUGAUACUCCACUUGGAGGCCAAACGUUUCUGCUGUCUCUAAACCUGCUGCUCAUAGAGCUAGUCUUAGUUCAUGUUAAAGCUUUUAGUCACCCAUUUUUAAGCACCUUGUGAGAUGUUAAAGUUAGAUAUGCACACAGAAAAGAAUGACCGAGGUGAUUUCACAGUAGCAGUAAAGAAUGAAAUGGAUCUAACUUUUAACAGACAUUGUCUAUUCUGUUUAGUCUGCAUUGUGUCCACAUUGUCUUUGAAAUUCCAGAGAACGUUGAGCUGUACCAUUCUUUACAUUCAUCACGGCUGACCAUCUGUUACCCUCUUGCACAGUUGUUGGAACUUUUCAAGACAAGGGCUGCAGUAUGCAUCCUAUAUGAUGUCAAUUAAGACAACACCCGUUUUGGUUUUGUCAUUGUGCGCACUUAGUUAUUAGUAAGUGUUAGUGAGGUACUAAUCCUGUGUUGAUAUGUUGAAAUGGCCAAGCUGCCUCUGAGGACCACAGAGCCAGUUCACUACUGGGAGGCUGACGUGGCUUUUCUCCCACACUGGAUGAAGCAGAGCUAUUUAUCACUCACUGUUGUUGUUGUUGUUGUUGUUGUUGUUGGCAGAUACAGAAAUUAAUGAAGGACCAGACAUUGCAUGUACUGUACUCUAUAAAUUGCACAGAACUGAUUUAAUGACCCCCUAGAUAUGCUUCGCUGUUUUUAAUAGUUUAUAAAUUGCAUUACAGUAACAUGAAGAGAAUACACUUUUGCUGAGUCACUGAGUGAUUGUUUUCCAUUUAAAUGUCAAAGUCUGUUUUGAAUGUAUUGUUCUUCUGGCCAUAUUGCUGCAAUUUCCCUCCAGACUGUACCUCAGAAUCUUUGCAUGAUCCAGUGAUACCAACUGGCUAAUGGAAAAAUUUGAAACAAUAACUUCUUUGUAGUUUCACAGUAAGCUUUUUGCAUCAAUGAUCUUUUUACCACUCUGAGCUGAGCCUACACAAAGCACAGAGCCAAAUGAUUCCUCCACACAACUGAUAUGAGCACAAUGAUGUUGGAGGCCAGCAUAAUAAGGGGUUCUGCUUCAACACAACAUCAGUAAGAUGUGCACUUGCUCUGAUGCAUGCCUGAGUUUUAGAUUAUUGGGGGAAUGAAGAUUCAUUGUCUGAUAUUUUUGAAUCCUGUGGUAUCUAGGCUACAUUUUUUUUUUUUACUUCAGUCCAUUUUAUUGUUCAUUUACCUUUUAGCAGGGCAUCUCUGAAUGUUGAAAAUCAUGUUUGUUUGUCUGAUUUGUCCAUGGUGAGACUGAUGGCUAGUCUCCUAGGUGUAGUGUUCUCCACCAUCUUCUGUACAAUUCAGUCAAAAAGUCCAGCAGGUGUCAUCCACAACUGGUUAUUGAUUAACCAGAAACACGGGAAGUGUCCCAAACGACUGUUAUUUAAAUACAAUUGAGGCAUUGAGCUUGGAAGAGAGAGCUGUGCAAUAACCCAUGCCUGUAAUGGAUUCAAACUGCCAUCCGAAUAACACUGUAUUUAUUUCAGUUUAUUAAAGCAUUACCUUUUUGAA